This is a messenger RNA of Talaromyces proteolyticus, 585 nucleotides long. RefSeq lists its product as uncharacterized. Lineage: Eukaryota; Fungi; Ascomycota; Eurotiomycetes; Eurotiales; Trichocomaceae. Bases 1 to 585 code for a protein of 194 amino acids. The transcript has a single exon. The record is from RefSeq and is a predicted model, not a curated record.
AUGGUCACCUCUACGAGAGUGGACGUGGAGGAAAAAAGACCUCCCGCAUCUCCACCCGAAAAUGCCGGCUUGAAGGUCUCUCCUUUCGUUCUAAAGCUUCAAAGUGCUCCUCCAAACUAUUUCUAUCAGGCACCAAAUCCUCCCCCUAUAUCAGAUUUAUUUUCAGCCCCCAUUGGACCGUACUUCUUCUACGGUACAUUAAGUGAUCCGUCUAUGCUUCGUGAUAUUCUGGGGUUGCAAAGUGACCCUGAGCUUCGACCGGCGUAUAUCAUGGGCUACGAAUGCAAGCUGUGGGGUCAAUAUCCGGCUCUAUUAGAUGCUCCUGGCUCGACAAUCGAGGGUGCUGUGUACCAUGUUCAGACUGUCGACCACGGAGAAAGAUUAGCAGCAUAUGAAACAGACAACUAUCAUGCUCAUCCAUGUCGCAUUCAUUACUCGGACGAGAAGGAGCCCUCUCAGGAUUUUGGAUACACUUUUAAGUUCGUUGGUAAUUCAAAUGAUUUGAGUGAAGGGGAUUUUGAUCUCAAAGUUUGGCUGAAAAGAAUGGGAAGAAAAGUUGGAGUUAAUAACUUGGAUCCUAAGUAG